AUGAUAAUCACUCUUUUUAUUAAUGUACUCAUUUCAGUAAUCGCUACAAAUGAUUGCGGAGCAUAUUGUAAUGACUGCAAUAAUGGAAGGUGUAUAUCCUGUAAAGAGAAUUUCAUUAAUAUUGAGGGGAAAUGUGUAUAUUUUAAAUACAUAAUGCCAAAUUGCCAGAUUUAUUCUGGCGAAUGCGUUUCAUGUAAUUAUGGGUUUGUUCUCAACAAUGGAAGUUGUAUUGAAAUAAAUAUUCCUAAUUGUGUUGAAUAUGACCAAGCUGGUACAUGCACCCAAUGUAUUAUUGGGUAUUUCAUUAACAAUAAAGGACUUUGCCAGAGUUGUCCACCAAACUGUAUUGAAUGUAUGAACAAUAAAUGUUUAGUUUGUGCAGAUAAGUAUUACCUUGUUAAUGAAACUUGCACUAAAGGUGAUAUUAAAAAUUGUGAAAGGUACAAUAGCUUCGGGAAUUGUGAUACAUGCUCCUUUGGCUAUGGGGUUAAGAAUGGGAUGUGUGAGUUUUGUGCAGUUAAAGACUGUCAAGACUGUAGCCUAUACGAUGAUUGUUUACUUUGUAAUGGAGGGACUAAGCAAUUAUUUAAUAACAGUUGUCAAAAUUUUAUACCCAUAGAAAAUUGUAAAAAAUAUGAUAUUGAUUUUGUUAAAUGCUUAGAAUGUGAAAAAGGGUAUUAUCUUGAACAGUCAAAAUGUUUUUCCUGUCCAUUACACUGUGCACAUUGUAACUCUAACCAUUGUAACCAAUGUAAUGAUGGUUAUUUUCAUGAUGGAAAAAUGUGCUCGCGUUGUUUUUUGAAGAACUGCAUAAAAUGUUCUUCGUCUGAUGCAUGUGAAAAAUGUAAAGAUGGUUAUUAUAUUUAUAAUAAUACGUGCCGUAAAAAAAUAGAGCACUGUAAAAAAGAGCAUGGGUUGAAAUGUGAUGAGUGUAAUGAAGGAUUUUAUUUAACUACUGACACUUGUAUUAAGGGAGUUGCUCAUUGUUUAAUUCAUAAAAGUCAUGACCAAUGUUUUCAAUGUUCUCCAGGGUAUUUCUUAACUGAUAAUUAUUUAUGUUCUCAAUGCCAUUCUUCAUGUAAAACAUGUGAAGGUUCAGCAUCAUUUUGUAGCUCUUGCUACAAUGGAUUUAUUGGAAAAGACUCCAAGUGUUUUACGUGUAUGGACAAGUUUUGUAGUAAAUGUACCAUAGACAGAACUUAUUGUGUAGAAUGUGAGUCAGACGCCUAUGAAAAUCAUAAUGGAGUCUGCACAUCUUGCCAAAGAGAUUGUAUUCAAUGUGAUGGUUAUAAUCAUUGUAUGUAUUGUUACAAUGAUAACCAAAAUAAGACCAACUAUUCUCAAGAUGGAGUUUGCCUUGUCCAAGAAAAUGACAAGAAAGGUCAUGAUUGGAAACUCAUAUUAGUAGCAUGUGUUGGUAUUAUUGUCACAUUCAUGGUACUUGUAGGAGUUUUUAUAUUUUUCAACAACAAAUACCCAAAUUGGAUUAGUGAUUGUUUAAGAAAAAAUAAUUGGAGGUAUAGUGUUUUGCCAUCCAAAUGA
Messenger RNA from Entamoeba nuttalli P19, 1542 nucleotides. Its product is annotated as CXXC-rich protein. Lineage: Eukaryota; Evosea; Mastigamoebida; Endamoebidae. The record is from RefSeq and is a predicted model, not a curated record. Bases 1 to 1542 code for a protein of 513 amino acids. The transcript has a single exon.